CGCCCCGUGCCCGCGAUCCCGCGACCCCCACGAUGGGCAGCUGCGCCCCGGAGCCGCGCUGGCCGCGGGGUCGGGGCCGGCAGCCGCCGCCGCCGCUGCUGCUGGUGCUGCUGCUGGCGCUCGGCCUGCAGCCCCGGACGCCGUGCCGGGCGGACGACGCGGACAGGCCCCCCGGCAUCUCCUCGGAUAAAUUAUUAGUCAUCACUGUAGCAACCAAAGAAAGUGAUGGAUUCCAUCGAUUCAUGCAGUCUGCUAAAUACUUCAACUACACUGUAAAGGUCCUUGGUCAAGGAGAGGAGUGGCGAGGCGGCACUGGUGUGAACAGCAUCGGAGGGGGUCAGAAGGUGAGAUUGCUGAAGGAAGUGAUGGAGCAAUUUGCCAGCCAGGAUGACCUGGUGGUCCUCUUCACUGAAUGCUUUGAUGUCAUAUUUGCCGGUGGUCCAGAAGAAGUUCUCAAAAAAUUUCAAAAGUCAAAUCACAAAGUGGUCUUUGCAGCAGAUGGGAUUCUGUGGCCAGACAAAAGACUAGCAGACAAGUACCCCGUGGUGCACAUUGGGAAGCGUUACCUGAAUUCAGGAGGAUUUAUUGGUUAUGCACCAUAUAUUCACCGUAUAGUUCAACAGUGGAAUCUGCAGGAUAAUGAUGAUGAUCAGCUGUUUUACACUAAAAUUUACAUUGAUCCACUGAAAAGGGAAGCUAUCAACAUCACCUUGGAUCACAAGUGCAGAAUUUUUCAGACCUUAAAUGGAGCUGUAGACGAAGUCGUUCUAAAAUUCGAAAACGGCAAAGCCAGGGCGAAGAAUACAUUUUAUGAAACAUUACCUGUGGCGCUGAACGGGAACGGACCUACCAAGAUUCUCCUGAAUUAUUUUGGAAACUAUGUACCAAAUGUGUGGACACAGGAUAAUGGCUGCACUUUUUGUGACUUGGAUACAAUUGACUUGUCAGCAGUACAUGUCUACCCAAAUGUCACCAUAGGAGUUUUCAUCGAACAGCCAACCCCUUUCCUACCUCGAUUUUUGGACACACUGUUGGCAUUGGAUUACCCAAAAGAAGCCCUUAAACUCUUUAUUCAUAAUAAGGAAGUUUAUCAUGAAAAGGACAUCAAAGUAUUUUUUGAUAAAGCUAAACUUGCUAUUGGUACCAUAAAAAUAGUGGGACCAGAAGAAAAUCUGAGUCAAGCGGAAGCCAGAAACAUGGGCAUGGAUUUUUGCCGUCAAGAUGAAAACUGUGAUUAUUACUUUAGUGUGGAUGCAGAUGUGGUUCUGACAAACCCAAGGACUCUAAAACUUUUGAUUGAACAAAACAGGAAGAUUGUCGCUCCUCUCGUCACUCGUCACGGUAAGCUGUGGUCCAACUUCUGGGGCGCGUUGAGUCCUGAUGGCUACUAUGCUCGGUCUGAAGAUUAUGUGGAUAUUGUCCAAGGGAACCGAGUAGGAAUAUGGAAUGUCCCGUACAUGGCUAACGUGUACUUGAUUCGAGGGAAGACUCUCCGGUCGGAGAUGAAUGAGAGGAACUAUUUUGUUCGUGAUAAGUUGGAUCCUGAUAUGGCCCUAUGCCGUAACGCUCGAGAAAUGACUUUACAAAGGGAAAAAGACUCCCCUACUCCGGAAACAUUCCAAAUGCUCAGCCCCCCAAAGGGUAUGUUCAUGUAUAUUUCUAACAGACAUGAAUUUGGAAGAUUAUUAUCAACGGCAAAUUACAAUAUUUCCCAUUAUAACAAUGAUCUCUGGCAGAUUUUUGAAAAUCCUGUGGACUGGAAGGAAAAGUAUAUAAACCGUGAUUAUUCGAAGAUCUUCACCGAAAAUAUAGUUGAGCAGCCGUGUCCAGACGUGUUUUGGUUCCCCAUAUUUACGGAAAAAGCCUGUGACGAGUUGGUGCAAGAAAUGGAGCACUAUGGCCAGUGGUCUGGGGGAAAGCACCAUGACAGCCGGAUCUCCGGGGGUUACGAGAACGUCCCAACGGAUGACAUCCACAUGAAGCAGAUUGGCCUGGAGAAUGUCUGGCUGCACUUUAUCCGGGAGUUUAUCGCCCCUGUCACGCUGAAGGUGUUCGCGGGCUAUUACACCAAGGGCUUUGCACUGUUGAAUUUCGUGGUGAAAUACUCGCCCGACAGACAACGUUCACUUCGCCCUCAUCACGACGCGUCCACGUUCACCAUCAACAUCGCCCUCAAUAAUGUGGGAGAAGAUUUCCAGGGAGGGGGCUGCAAAUUUCUACGGUACAACUGUUCCAUUGAAUCCCCGAGGAAAGGCUGGAGUUUCAUGCAUCCAGGGAGACUGACACAUUUACAUGAAGGGCUUCCUGUGAAGAACGGGACCCGUUACAUCGCCGUGUCCUUCAUAGACCCCUGAGUUGUUCACUGGCGAUGAAACUGGAUUUUCUUUUGGAAAAGAUAACUGGCAUGAACAUGGCCUUUGAAGUUGUAUGUGAGGAGAUGAGAUGGAUAUUUAAAUAACUUCAGCAGGACAACUUCACUUUGGGCCAAUGAUGCGAAAAAAAAAGCCUUUUUAUUUAAAAAAAAAUGGUUUCCUCAAUGCCUGCUCUUGGGCCAAAGAUGGCGAAAAAAACCCCUUUUUAUUAAAAAAAAUGGUUUCUUAAUGUCUGCUCUGAGCCUUAAAACACAGAUUGACGAAGGAAAGAAAGUUUAAGCAAAUAUUUAUUUCUUUGUCAAGUUUCGGAGAAUAAUGACAAUUUUCUGAAUUUGUGUUUCAGUUGAUAAAAUAUUCAGGUGCAAAUGUUCACAUGGCAAAUAAUGAUAUUUUCUUAUUUAUCAGAGGCUGGGGAUGGUUUUAUUUAUUAACUCAUAGACAAAAUUGAUACACAUGAAAAUUUGCCAUUUUUUUAAAAUGUCAGAGAACUGGCAUUCAGUCUGACUUUAUACGCAACAUAGUGUAGGAGUUCUUUAUUGACCUUGUAUCAGUAGUUACUGGGAAUACAAAAAACCUUGUUUUCUUAAGAAAAAACAAACGUCUGAGGAUAGAGAAAAACCGAAGCACAUAUCCAGUUGGAAACAGCUCUAGAUUCUCUUUGGAUUGUGAGAUGCCUUUCCUUUCAUGUUUGAAAUCGAACCCUGUGUUCCUGAGAUGAAUUUUACCAGGUGGAUUAUAUUCCCUAGAUAACUAGAUUUAGGCAAGCUUUGAAAGUUUUCUUCUUGUGUGUUUCUUGGCAAGAUCACUGUCCUUCAGUGAAAACAGGUUUUGACUCUAGAAAAUUUAAGAAGAAAAAAAAAAUGAGGUAAAAGAAAACUUUGAGGUUAGUGGUAGCACUUUGUGAUUAGAAAAACACAAACUUUUGAGUACUUGGAUUUCAUGUUAGGAAAAUAAAGUUGGUGCAUAAUUUUCCCUUCUGUAUUGCUUGUCCUCUGUUUUUAGGGAGAGUUAUCUCUGUCUCCCCAAACUGUGCCCAUUUACCUUGCUUAUUACUCUCUAUUACCUUCUCUUUAUCUCACUUUGAAAGCUUUUCCCCACUGACCGAAAAUUAAAAAUUCUUUGAUUCUUUUCAGUGAUUUCGGAGUGAGGUUCAAACAUCCUUAGUGUAGCUACUGUUCAUAAUUUAAAGGUCACACUUGAAAACAAGGUUUUAAGUCAUGGUGCCAAAAUUUAUUGUUCUAACACCAUGUGUUAGAAAACUAUGAGAA
Messenger RNA from Sorex fumeus (smoky shrew), 3640 nucleotides. RefSeq names its product procollagen-lysine,2-oxoglutarate 5-dioxygenase 2 (gene PLOD2). Gene Ontology annotation, molecular function: L-ascorbic acid binding; procollagen-lysine 5-dioxygenase activity; iron ion binding. Gene Ontology annotation, cellular component: endoplasmic reticulum. The transcript is spliced from 20 exons. Gene Ontology annotation, biological process: peptidyl-lysine hydroxylation. The coding region runs from base 33 to 2354 and encodes 773 amino acids. NCBI's taxonomy places the organism in Eukaryota, Metazoa, Chordata, Mammalia, Eulipotyphla, Soricidae. The record is from RefSeq and is a predicted model, not a curated record.